Messenger RNA from Heterostelium album PN500, 1983 nucleotides. It is a transcript of the gene abcF3, whose product is annotated as ABC transporter-related protein. The record is from RefSeq and is a predicted model, not a curated record. The transcript is spliced from 2 exons. Gene Ontology annotation, molecular function: ATP binding; ATP hydrolysis activity. Gene Ontology annotation, biological process: negative regulation of translational elongation. Bases 1 to 1983 code for a protein of 660 amino acids. Lineage: Eukaryota; Evosea; Eumycetozoa; Acytosteliales; Acytosteliaceae.
AUGUUAUCAUCAAAAUUAAAUAUAAAAACUAUUUUAAAUAGUAGUAAUAGAUUUAGAUCAACAACAUCGUCAUUACUUUGUAAAUCAUAUCAUAAUAGUAGUUCAAGUUUAUUGUUAAAUUCAAAUCAACAAAAUAACAAUGCAAAUCAAUCUCUUGGCUAUUUGAAUAGAUAUAAUAAUGUAAAUAAUAAUAAAAAUAGUAAUAAUGUAUUAGUUUCUACAUUUUUAUUUAAUAAUAAUAGUGAUCAAGAAAAUAAAUCAUUAUUUCAGAGAUAUUAUUCAAAGAAACAACAAGCAAAUGUAGGUGAACCAAAAGUUGUAAUGUCAUUGGUAGAUGUUAUGAAAAAGUUGGAUGAUGGUAGAAUUUUGUUAAAGGAGACUUCGCUCUCGUUUUUUGCAGGAUCGAAAAUUGGUUUGUUAGGUUCGAACGGUUCUGGUAAAUCGACACUCAUGAAGAUUAUGGCAAGUGAAGACACUGAGAUUGAAGGUGAAGUAUUACUCUCAAAAGAUAUUACAGUUGGUUAUUUACAUCAGGAACCGGAAUUAGAUCCAGAGAAAGAUGUCGAGGGUAAUAUAUUCGAUGGAUUGAGCGAGGAAAAGGAGAUACUCGAUGAAUACGAAGAGGUAACGGAAAAGUUGGAGGCAAUGGAUGAGAAGGAUCCACAGAGAAGACAACUACAGAUCGCUCAGAAGAAGCUGUCCGAGCGUAUCGAUCGUGAGAAACUCUGGGAUUUGAAGAGAAAGAUUGCUAUCUCGAUCGAUGCAUUGCGUUGUCCACCAGGUGAUUCCGAUGUCACUACGUUGUCGGGUGGUGAGCGUAGACGUGUUGCGCUGGCUCGUCUACUCAUUACCAAUCCAGAUAUUCUACUGCUGGACGAACCCACCAAUCAUUUGGAUGCAGAGUCCGUUGCUUGGUUGGAGCGUUUCCUAAAGGAGUACAAAGGAACGGUUAUUGCAAUCACUCACGACCGUUAUUUCUUGGACAACGUUGCCAAUUGGAUCUUGGAAGUGGAUCGUGGUAAUUUGAUACCGUUCAAGGGUAACUAUAGCGGUUGGUUAAAACAAAAGGAUUCGCGUCUCUCACUGGAAUCCAAGAAGGAAGAGGGCAGAAAGAAGGCAAUCAAGCGUGAAUUGGAGUAUCUAUCGGGUGGUGCAAAAGCACAGACUAAAAAGUCAAAGUCACGUAUCCAGAAAUACAAUGAAUUGGUUGCGGCUGCUCCCGAAAAGUACAGAGAACCAGGCAAGAUUGCUAUACCACCGUGCCCGCGUUUGGGUAAUGUUGUGAUUCGUGCCCGUGGAUUGAGUAAGGAGUUUGACGGUCGUCAACUCUUUGAUAAUCUCGAUUUCGAUAUUGAACCGGGUUCAAUCGUUGGUAUCAUCGGUCCAAACGGUACUGGAAAGUCGACACUCUUUAGAAUUAUUGCUGGUGACUUGACGCCGGAUGCGGGUUCCAUCAAGAUUGGUGAGACCGUGCGUAUGGGACACGUCGCUCAAUCGAGAGCGUCGCUCGACGACGACAAAACCAUCUUUGACGAGGUGUCGGCAGGCACCGAUUUCAUUAAUAUGGGUGGUUAUCAAGUUCACGUGAGAGAGUAUCUCUCGCAGUUCAACUUUAAAGGUGCCGAGCAAGACAAGUACAUCGGUGCGUUGUCGGGAGGUGAGCGUAAUCGUGUGCACAUUGCCAAGAUGAUCAAACGUGGAUGCAAUGUUCUCUUGCUGGAUGAACCUACCAACGAUCUCGACGUCGACGUCCUCAGAAAUCUUGAAAACUCAUUGGAAGACUUCCCCGGGUGUGCAGUGGUAAUCAGUCACGAUCGUUAUUUCCUCGAUCGUCUUUGUACUCAUAUCAUUUCAUUCGAGUCGGAAGGCAAAGUAGUAGUGUUCGACGGUAACUACACAGAGUACGAAGAGGACAGACAGCGACGAACCGGAAAGAAAUUCGAUCCACACAAAUCGAAAUUCAAAAGAAUUCAUACAGUUUAA